Musa acuminata subsp. malaccensis (wild Malaysian banana) is the source of this 1130-nucleotide messenger RNA. Lineage: Eukaryota; Viridiplantae; Streptophyta; Magnoliopsida; Zingiberales; Musaceae. The record is from RefSeq and is a predicted model, not a curated record.
AGAUUAUUUUUCGAUAAAGACUAAUUUACCAUAUUAUCUAAGUGAAAGUAGAAAAAUAAGCAAAAUAAGCUAGAACAUGAGACACGUAGUUUUACAAACCUAAGAUAUAAGUAGGCCGGGCAUGCGAGUUCAACCGGGUGCGGCCCAGGAGCCGGCCUGAUUCACGGUGUGUCGAGCCCGACUCAAGCAAAUUUGGAUCUCAGGUUCGAUUGAACCAGAUGAGAACGGCAUCCUCAAAUUCGCACUCGUGCCCUAAAAGCAGCGGUGAAACCGUCUCCUUCUCCACAGUCACUGCAACUGCGGCGUGUACCUUGGCGAAAGCCGGCAGCGGCGGCGGCAUUUUCCUCCGUCGAGCUCAUAUCGCUGCGGCGUUUUCCUCGGCGAACGGUGACAGCACCCGGUAUCUCUCUCUUACUCCUUCUCCUCCUCUUCUUCCUGCUUCGCCGUCGCACAAUCCCUUCUCCUCCCUCCUCCUCUAUCUUCCCCCGUUCAUCGCAGCCUACCGCCCCCCGCCUCGUCGCAACCCCCUUUCUCCGAUCCAUCCUUCCUCUUCCCCGUUUAGCCACAGCUCUCCCGCUUCCCCGACACCAUCCUCCUCCUCCCUUCUCCUCCCUCCUCCUUCUUUCCCCCGUUCAUCGCAGCCCCCCGCCUUUCUUCCUUGGUCCCUCCCCCUCCUCCACUUCAUCACAGCCCCCGCCCCCUGUCGACCCCGGAAGCCACCUUCACCAUCCUCCGACCCCAACAGACCCAUCUCCAUUUUCCUACGCCGUGCCAGACAGCCCCCUCUCCAUUAUCCUGCUCCGGCCCCGACAGCCCCCAUCUCCAUUUUCCUACUCCAGCCCCGACAGCCCUCAUCUCCCUCCUCUACACCCCUCUUAGCCUUCUCUAUACAUCUUCCCCUCCGCUUUCCUACUUCCUGAUAGUUACCCACUACCCUCCCAACAAGCAGUCAGCAGCAUGCCAUGAGCAUUUACUUCAAAGAAAUAGCAUGUCAGUGUAUGCAAGUUAAAUACUGUUGUCAAGAUAGACGGCAGGAGAAGUGAUGCUUUUAGAGAGAACAAAGAGGAUUGGGGAAGUCUUAGUGACAAAAAAACGUGGAAAAGUUAGAAAAAGAGAUAGCAGAGACAACA